Messenger RNA from Hemisphaericaspora subhashii, 990 nucleotides. RefSeq lists its product as uncharacterized. Gene Ontology annotation, molecular function: DNA-binding transcription factor activity, RNA polymerase II-specific; RNA polymerase II cis-regulatory region sequence-specific DNA binding. The record is from RefSeq and is a predicted model, not a curated record. Bases 1 to 990 code for a protein of 329 amino acids. Lineage: Eukaryota; Fungi; Ascomycota; Pichiomycetes; Serinales; Debaryomycetaceae. Gene Ontology annotation, biological process: regulation of transcription by RNA polymerase II. The transcript has a single exon.
AUGAAACUAAGAAAAGACUCAAAAGGAGAUUUAAGUGACCAUGAGACUUCAUCUGAAGGUAUCAAAAAAGAAGUUAUUUCAGCUCUUUUACGAGAAGAACCAUCUUCAUCAACCAAUUCCCAAGAGCAAGGUCAGCAUUCACCAGAUAUCCAGGGUAAUGAAAGAAAACCAACCACCUCAGCUCCCAAGGAUUCUCCACCACCUUCAUCCUCAGACCGUGAUAAUUUCAAUCCAUAUGUAAAUUUUCAAUCCGACUACUCAGUACAUCUCCAACAACACGCAGAAUCAAAACAACAACAACAACCACAAGACCAACCACAACCACCCACAUCUCAAGACUCAUCAAACUUUUUCUUCAAAGUAGGCAGACCCCGCACAUCCACCACCACCACCGCAUCCAAAACCGCCGACCAAUUCAAAGUGAAAAAAUUCAACAGUAAAACUCCAAAACCAAAACCAACAAACCCCAGACCUCACGCAUGCACCUUCGAAGGCUGUAAUUGGUCCUUCGCCCGUCAAUCUGAUCUUCGAAGACAUGCCCGAUCCCAUGUCGCUCCAGCUUUUCAAUGUCCGUAUUUCCGUAAUGACCCCACUUGUCAUCGAAAUGGAGGGGCAUUUAAUCGAUUGGAUGUGCUUAAACGACAUUUGAGAUUGGUGCAUUAUGUGAAAGAUAAACAUCAAAUCAUGCCCGGAGGAGGGAGUGUGAGUCGUGUGAAUGGAGAGACGUCGAAGGAUGAUCCGGGGUGGUGCAGGGCUUGUCAGAGGAUGUUUCCGAAUCUGAGGAUUUUUGUUGAUCAUUGUGUGGAUUGUGCUCAGAGUUUGACGCCUGCUGAAUGGAAGAAGAGUGGGAAUGGAGAGAAAGGUGGGGAAGAGGAUGUUGGGAGAUAUAGCAAUGAAGAGAAGGCGACUGCUGCUUUGAUUAUUGCACAAGCGGCGGCUGCUUCAGGAGAUGUAGAGGAAGAACAUAACGCUAGUGAUCAAUCAAACUAG